Messenger RNA from Alternaria viburni, 399 nucleotides. RefSeq lists its product as uncharacterized. Bases 1 to 399 code for a protein of 132 amino acids. The transcript has 2 exons. Lineage: Eukaryota; Fungi; Ascomycota; Dothideomycetes; Pleosporales; Pleosporaceae. The record is from RefSeq and is a predicted model, not a curated record.
AUGUUCGAAUUCAACUUCGAAACAUCGUCGAGUGGUCCAAAUCCCAAGUUCACUGUCUUCAUAAAACAGGAAAACAGGGGUACAGUAAGACAAGGAGACGUCUUUUCAGAAGAUGAAAGGCUCGCUGUAUACUACGAUCUUCUCAAGGAUAACGACGAUCAGCCUCAUGGCAAGGAUUGGGCUUAUGACAAGGGUGAUGUUUUGGUCCAUGACGACAAACAACGCCGGUUCCACAUUAGAUUUGAGGCUCACACCCAGGUUAUUGGCCAUCACGAGCUGAUCCGGAUUAAUGUUGAUGCUUUAGAAGAUGGCUUUUCGGCCCACAACCCCGACCGUACGUGGCUGUGGGUGGAUACGAAGCCUGGCACCGGGCACCGACAUGUCAUGACCAUCCUUUGA